Molecule: messenger RNA, 531 nt
Organism: Mesorhabditis spiculigera
Lineage: Eukaryota; Metazoa; Nematoda; Chromadorea; Rhabditida; Rhabditidae
Source: the annotation of a GenBank genome assembly
AUGAGACAGUUUGUCGUGCUGUUCGCCGUCAUUUCCGGCUGUCUGGCCUGCGACGCGUUUCCGAAUGGCACCGACAAGGCAUUUGUUUGGUGGCCGUCUUGCGGUGGCCCGGUAGUUUACUAUUCUGCUCAAAUCAGCGAUGCUAACGGAAAGGCCGAAUACCCCAUUUCUCUUAUCGCCCCACUGGUUAUCACAGCUGAUGCCGACAACCAAGGACAUCAAUACGAAGCCCCGAAUCUUCGCGCCGCUGUCAACAUUUGGUCGUGGUCAAACAGCGGAUUUAACGCAUGCAAAUGGGUAUCUGUGCCUACGCUUGGUUUGCUAUCGGAUCUAGAUGCAUGCGAUGAAGGCGUCCCCUGCCCCGUCAAAACUGGCCGUCAAACCCUACCCAUGACGAUGGACUUCACCAAAUUUGACAACAUCAUCAAACUCCUGAAGGACGACUCGCCGUACCAACUGGAGCUGCAAUUGCACGACAAAAUCACCGGCGACAAGACCUGCGUGACUGCCCAGGCUCGAUGCAAGACUAAA